Molecule: messenger RNA, 489 nt
Organism: Hevea brasiliensis (rubber tree)
Lineage: Eukaryota; Viridiplantae; Streptophyta; Magnoliopsida; Malpighiales; Euphorbiaceae
Exons: 1
Coding region: 1-489 (162 amino acids)
Molecular function (GO): RNA-DNA hybrid ribonuclease activity; nucleic acid binding
Source: RefSeq, a predicted model, not a curated record
AUGACCAGAAAGGCAGUAAAAGGAAGCGUGAUAGCUGAUCUCCUAGCAGAAAACCCAAUUGAAGAUUAUGAAGCCCUAGAUUUCGAAUUCCCAUAUGAGUAUGUUAAUGUAGUAAGCAGUGAUAAUACGGUACCAAAUGACGUAUGGGAAAUGUAUUUCGACGGAGCAGUCAACUUGUCCGGUAAUGGGAUUGGGGCAGUUCUGGUAUCCCCUGAUGGAGAGCACUUCCCGAUAGCAGUCAAGCUAAGGUUCGACUGCACCAAUAAUGUAGCAGAAUAUGAAGCCUGUGUGAGUGGCUUACAAGCCGCCAUCGAAAUGAAGGUUAAGAAAUUGGAGGUGUAUGGGGAUUCAGCUCUAAUCAUUUAUCAAGUCAAAGGAGAAUGGCAGACUAAGGAUCCAAAAUUGAUCCCAUAUCAGAAAUAUCUCCUCAAGCUAACUGAGGAGUUUGAAGAAAUUUCCUUCACUCACCUCAAUUGUAACAAGAACUAA